AUGACUGAACGCCCGAUCAUCCUCCGAUUUGAAAGCCGGAAUGGCCAGUUCCGGCUCACCGUUAGCCCCAAGGACCUUUUCCCCACCCUCCACGAGAAGAUCGUGGAGCAUCUUCCCUCCGACGUGGAUCCAUCAUCGGUCUGCCUGUCUAACCGACCGAUCGGUACCGGUGGCGAGGAACGGUUUCUGAACACUCUCGAUGGUGUUGCCAUCGAACAAGUUGGUCUAAGGCACGGCGACAAACUCUUUAUUGGAUAUACCGAGAAAGGAUCCCAGGAUGGCACCACCAACGGCCACACCGUCAACAAUGACACGUCCCGACGUCUAGACGGCGCCCCCGUGCCACAGAAAGAGCCCUCCGCCGUCUCGGGGAAGAAUCCGUGGGAGGUCGUGCAACAGUCGCCACUGGACAACAGGUUGGACAGCAAGGAUGGUAAGAUUCCACGAAAGCUGGAUUCCAAGAUGUGCAAGCACGGGCCCAAAGGAAUGUGUGACUAUUGCAUGCCGCUGGAACCCUACGACCCUAAAUAUCUGGCGGAGAAAAAGAUCAAGCACCUGUCCUUCCACUCGUACAUGCGCAAGAUCAACGCCGCCACCAACAAAUCCGAAUUAAAGCAGUCCUUCAUCCCCCCGCUCAGCGAACCGUUCUACCGCGUCGCACGCGACUGCCCAUCGGGCCAUCCCCAGUGGCCCGAGGGCAUCUGCAGCAAAUGUCAGCCCAGCGCCAUCAGUCUGCAGCCGCAGGAAUUCCGCAUGGUCGACCACGUCGAGUUCUCCUCCCCCGACCUCAUCAACUCGCUGCUGGACUUCUGGCGGAAGUCCGGGGCCCAGCGUCUGGGCUUCUUAUACGGCACGUACGAGGAGUACACGGAGGUCCCGCUCGGCGUCAAGGCCGUCGUGCAGGCGAUCUACGAGCCGCCGCAGAUGAACGAGCUUGAUGGCGUCACGCUGCACGAGUGGGCCAACGAGAAGGAAGUGGACGAGGUCGCGCGCCUCUGCGGCCUGGAGAAGGUCGGCGUCAUCUUCACGGACCUGCUGGACGCCGGUCAGGGCGACGGCUCCGUCGUCUGCAAGCGUCACAUCGAUUCGUACUAUCUGUCGUCGUUGGAGAUCGCCUUCGCCGCACGGCUGCAGGCGCAGCAUCCCAAAGCCACCAAGUGGAGCCGCACGGGUCGGUUCGGGUCCAACUUCGUGACGUGUGUCCUCAGUGGCGACGACGCUGGCGCCAUUUCCGUCAGCUCCUACCAGGCCUCGGUGAGCGCCGUGGAGAUGGUGCGGGCCGACAUCGUCGAACCGUCCGCCGAGCCGUCGGUCAUGCUGGUACAGUCGGAGGAGGACGACCCGGAGAAUCGCUCUCGCUAUAUCCCCGAGGUCUUUUACCGCAAGAUCAACGAGUACGGCGUCAGUGCUCAACAGAACGCCAAGCCGAGUUUCCCCGUCGAGUUCUUGCUGGUCACGUUAACGCACGGGUUCCCCACGGGAGCGGCCACGGCACCCCUCUUCACCGACAGCAAGUUCCCCAUCGAAAACCGCGAGGUCAUCGGCGAGAGCCAGGAGCUACGUCACGUGGCCAAGAAGCUAGUGUCCCACGGGGAUCCGGACCAAGCGAUCCGCGCGGUGUCCGACUUUCACCUUCUUUGCUUCCUGCACUCCCUAUCGACAUUCAACAAGGACGAGGAGGCGCUGCUGGCCCGCGUGGCAACGUCGAAGCGGCCGGUGGAUGGAAUGCAGCUGAUCAACACCCCCGGAUGGGCGACGCUGGUGACAAUUCUUCAGGAAAGUGGUGAGCGCCCCCCCAAGCGCCGCUGGGACGCAUCUCCCUCCCUAGUGGUCCCACCGGGCAAACGCCGCCUGGCCACUGCCCGGGCAGAAUCUCCCCGGUCGGACAGUGAACAACUUGCUAAGCGGUUCAAGGGAGCUAGUCUAGAAUGA
This is a messenger RNA of Aspergillus candidus, 1932 nucleotides long. It is a transcript of the gene npl4, whose product is annotated as nuclear protein localization protein 4. Gene Ontology annotation, biological process: ubiquitin-dependent protein catabolic process. Gene Ontology annotation, cellular component: nucleus. The record is from RefSeq and is a predicted model, not a curated record. Gene Ontology annotation, molecular function: ubiquitin protein ligase binding; ubiquitin binding. The coding region runs from base 1 to 1932 and encodes 643 amino acids. NCBI's taxonomy places the organism in Eukaryota, Fungi, Ascomycota, Eurotiomycetes, Eurotiales, Aspergillaceae. The transcript has 4 exons.